AUGUCCUCCGGACGCUCUCGUGGUCGAGGCAAUCAGUUUCUUGCGGGUAAAUCAGCCGGUAGGUGGAAACAAACGAAUGCUGGUCCUCCAUUUGAGUGGAAACCGAAGACAAAGGUUGCAUUAGAUGAAUCUUGUGUUGGUGCUUCCAGUUAUCAGAAGGAUGAUUCUUCACUUACUGCCGAAUGUACUUCAGAGAAAAUGUCUAAUUCAGUUCCUAAACCAGAUUUAACUCCUCAAUUACAAAAGGAAUCUUCAUCCCAUCCUGUCAAAAAUCCAUCUUCUGAUAUAGAGUCAGAGAACUUCAAGCCAAUCCCAGAUUCAAGUCAGAGAGCAGAUAAUGUUUCAACACAACCAAAAUCUGUAUCCACCUUUGAUUCUAAUUCAAAGAAUUCAAAUCAUACGUAUCCAAUCCCAUCAAAAAGCCAGAAAGGAAUGGAAUCACAGGAUGGAAUUGCUGAGAAGGGAAAGCAAAUUGGGGAUAAAGGUGGAAAACCAGAGGAUACUAUUACUAACCAUGUUUCUUCUAUAACACGAUUUGACAUCUGUCCAAAGAAGGUUAAAACUGGAGCUGUAAAGCUAAAACCCUCACUACUUUCAACAAACAAAGAAAAAAGAAAUCAAUCUAAACGCGAAGCAGAAGGGCCAAAAAUCAAUAUAUUGAGGUCUGGAAUGGUACUCUUGAAAGGCUAUAUUUCUUUCGAUGAUCAGGUGAAAAUAGUAAAAAUUUGCAGGGAUUUAGGUAUAGAAGAAGGAGGUUUUUAUCAACCUGGGUAUCAAGAUGGAGCAAAACUACAUUUAAAAAUGAUGUGUCUUGGUAGGAAUUGGGAUCCUCAGAGUAGUGGAUACAUUGAAACAAGACCAAUUGAUAAUUCAAAACCUCCAAAAAUUCCUGAUUUUUUUCAUGAUAUGCUUGGUCUUCAUCAGGACAAAGAUGAAAGUAAAGAGAGUUUGAAUGAAGGGUUACCUGUUGUGUCAUUUUCAGUAGGGGAAACUGCAGAGUUUUUAUAUGGAAAUGAUAGGGAUGUUGAGAAAGCAGAAAGGGUAAAUUUGGAAUCAGGAGAUGUUUUGAUAUUUGGAGGGGAUUCGAGACAUGUAUUUCAUGGUGUCCCUUGUAUUUUUCCUGAUACUGCUCCUAAAUCACUUCUUGAAGCAACAAAUAUGCUCCCGGGUCGAUUGAAUCUUACUUUUAGAAAGUUUUGA
This is a messenger RNA of Lactuca virosa, 1200 nucleotides long. The record is from the annotation of a GenBank genome assembly. NCBI's taxonomy places the organism in Eukaryota, Viridiplantae, Streptophyta, Magnoliopsida, Asterales, Asteraceae.